Molecule: messenger RNA, 531 nt
Organism: Loa loa (African eye worm)
Lineage: Eukaryota; Metazoa; Nematoda; Chromadorea; Rhabditida; Onchocercidae
Exons: 2
Coding region: 1-531 (176 amino acids)
Source: RefSeq, a predicted model, not a curated record
AUGCAUAGAUCAUCUACGGCACCAUCUGUGACUUCUCGAACUCUUCCACCAGGGCUGUCGUCAUACAGUCCAAACAUCCACUGGUCUUACUACGUGACUAAUGUUACUACUCUCGAACAGGAGGGCUCAUCAGAUGUGCUCGAUGAUGAAUUUGACGAAUUUGAUGACGAUUUUUUACCACCGACUUCGGUAAAAGAGUCCAAAAAGUGGAUACAAAGAGUCCCUGAAACAAUACUUCAACUUUGGCCAUAUACACUACCACUAAUGGCCUACUCCAGUCUCGAAUCGCGAAGAUAUGGAAACACAUCAUUUAUAAUGUUGUUCCUUUCUUUGAGAAGGCAAAUAGAAUCAUCCUGGAGAAAAGCAGAAAAGGCAGAAAAAAACCGCACCUCGCCAAUACCGCCCAAUAAGAUUUUUUGUUAUGUUUUUUGCAAUCAGACUUGCUUAUCCCGCAUUGGCCUUUUCAGUCAUCAGCGCGUUUGCAGCAAGUAUGGGUACAACGCAUUCCAUAUCUUCGUUCGCAAAGCCUAG